UUACCGAAUGACUCCCUGUGAGGGGCUGUCCUCUAAAUGGGAAAUGGGUGAGUGACACUGAUGAGAAAGAAACCCUUAUGGGAGGACCAAAGUUGGAGGCCCUGGUAUAGAAAGAGCAUUAUGUCUUGCGUCAUUUGAGGUCAUUUAUGUCAUUCUUCUGUGAUGUCCUUGCUGUGGCCUUGCACAAUAGGCAGGUCAGGUAUCCGUACGUGGAGAUCGGGCCCACGAGGGGUGGGCCUCUGCUCCCCGUGUCCCCGCGCUGCUCCUGGGCAGUCUCCGGGAUCAGUGAUGGCCCGGGGUGUCUUGCGGGGGUGGUCAGGAGCCUCAGCUUGUGCUCAUGGCCUCCCAGGGUGGGCAGGGGUGCGGAGGCCAGCUGGCCCGCCUUGGCCAAGGGGGACGUGUCAGGAGUGCAGGGAGAGGGCCCUGUGUGUCACCUGCACCUUUCUGGGGACCACCCCCUGUUGAAAGCCCUUCUUUGCCUAAGUUCCUAAUAAGCCAUUUCUUGCUGACAUCACCAGCUGAGGCUAAACGAGGUUUGCUGUAAACAGAUCUGAUCGGGGGUCGCUCCGUCGAUGAGAAUCAGCGUUUCCUUGUGUGUCGUAGGGACCGCUUUGUGUGCGUUCUCUCUCCCAGCUCAGCCUCCUUGUCUUAUAGAUGGACACGUGUCACCGGGGAUGCGAUGUGUAGAGAGUGACUGUCAUUCUUUCUGAGCGGGAGCUCUGCAGCCUGGCACAGUUGGGAACUAACUACUUGACUCUGGUUUGUUUCAGAGCUGAACUCCAAUGUCCAGCGAUGGAUGACGACAGCCUGGAUGAGUUUGAGGACCAGAGCCCGGGGCCAGAUGUGCACCCACAGCUCAGCACCGCCGCCCUGGCCAGGGACGCCGAAGAAAGCAGUGACAGCGACAGUGGGGGUUCUGAGGAUGACACGGGCAGUGAGCUCAGUGACAGCUCUGAUGGAGAGGACGAGGAGGGGGACCUGGAAGAUGGAUCUGGUUCUGAAGGUUCCGAAGACGACGAUGACGUGGACAUAAUGGCAGACGCUCAGGGGAGGCUGGAGGCCAGCGGCGCCCUGAACUCCGACGACGACUCUGAGAGCUGUCCCAUUUGUCUCAACACUUUCAGGGGCCAGGUUGUGGGGACACCGCAGAGCUGUGCCCACUACUUUUGCCUGGACUGUAUCGUGGAAUGGUCCAAGAACGCCAACUCCUGCCCAGUCGAUCGCACCGUGUUUAAAUGUAUUUGUAUCCGAGCCUGCUAUGGCGGUAAAAUAUUGAAGAAGAUCCCAGUGCAGAACGCCAGAGCUGCCGAGGACGAGGAUGAGGACCCCACCUUCUGCGAGGUCUGUGGCCACAGUGACCGGGAGGACCGCUUGCUCCUCUGCGACAGCUGUGAUGCUGGGUACCACAUGGAGUGUCUGGAGCCGCCCCUCCGAGAGGUGCCGGUGGAUGAGUGGUUCUGUCCGGAGUGUGCCACCCCCAGAGCUGCUGCCAACGCCACAGACGCGGGUCUCGGGAGCGAGGAGGAGGUCUCCCUGCUCUUGGCCGACACCGUGCCCACCGCCAGCCGACUGCGGCCACGCGCGGGGCGGACCCGGGCCAUCGCCAGGACGCGGCAGAGCGAGCGUGUCCGAGCCACCGUGAACCGGAACCGCAUGUCCACUGCCAGCAGAAUCCAGCCCAUCCCACGGUACCUGACGUCUUCCCUGCUCGACGAAACCAUCGAGGCCGUCGCCUCUGGCCUGAGUACUGCCGUGUACCAGCGCCCCACGACGCCCCGAGCCCCCACCAAGCGGCGAAGGAGAGCAGGAAGACGGAAGCGAGCGGCAGGGAGGAAGAAAGUGCAGCGCAGACCGUCUCUGAGGAGCAAAGGCUCCGGGACGAGGUCCAGGCGGCGCCAGGGCCGCGCCAAGAAGAGGAAGGGGCGAACGCCAAAGAAUGAAGUCACAGCUCGUUGUCGCAUUGCAAGGACGCUGGGCCUGCGGAGGCCUGUCCGUGGGGCCUGCAUCCCAUCGGUAUACAAGCCUGCAGACCCCUCCCUGGGGCUGCUGCGUGCGGAUAUCGGGGCCGCCUCUCUCUCUCUGUUUGGAGACCCCUACGAGCUGGACCCCUUCGACAGCAGUGAAGAGCCAGCUGCAAACCCAGCUUCCCCUCUGAGCGCCAAGAGGAGGGCGCUGUCCCGGUCGGCCCUGCGGUCCCACCGGCCUGUGGCCCGGCCCGUCUCCAUGGGGCUGUCCAGGAGAAAUGUCCCCGCCGUGGCGCCAGAGCCGGAGAUGGACACGGCCCCCGUGCCCGACCUGCUAGGCAGCAUCCUGUCUGGCCAGAGCCUCCUGCUAAUGGACAGCGCCGACGUCACCAUCCACCGGGACGGCUCGCUCAGCGCCAAGCGGGCAGCACCGGUUUCUUUUCAGAGAAACUCAGCGGGUCCGUGUCCCGGGGGAGAAGGCCAUGGGCCUGGGGAUGGCCUGCGGCCUGGAGCGCCACACUCGGGGUGCUCGGGAAGCCUGGGUUCAUGCUGUCAGGGCAGGCCCGCCCCUUCCUGCGUCCCUGCGCUCACGGGGGGUGCUGCGGUAAGGCCAAAGUCCUCAGUGGCCCCUCGGUCCAGCCAGGCUCAGAAUGCGUCGCAUGCGAGCAGUCCCGGCUCCAAACGACAUGACAGCCCCCAGUUUAAUGGUGACAGCAAGCAAGCUCUGCCUCUUAGAUUUGCAUCUAAGACCUCAAAUAGUAACUUGCCAUCUAAGAGUGCUGGACUGGGACAGGCCCCCAGACCAGCUCUCAGACCAGCUCCCAGGAGAACUGACAUCUGUGAGUUACCCAGGAUACCAAAGAUCAGAAGGGACGACGGAGGCAGCAGACAGGAGGGCCCGGCCCCGGCCCCGGCCCCGGCCAGUGGGCAGCAGGUCAGCAUCCCCAGCUCGUGCAUUAGCCGGCUCACGGGCCGAGAGGGCCCCGGGCAGCCCGGCCUUGGCACCCGGGCCGACGGCGAGCCCCGUGGCAGGGCCUCGCAGGAGCCCGGUGUACACUCAGGGAGUGGUGCCCAGCCCCCUGGCCCGCUAGGACCCUCGAGGGCGAAGGGCAGUGGCACGAGCUUCCAGAGCUUCCGGAUCAACAUUCCCGGGAGCGCGGCGCACGCCAGCAGACUGCCCCCCCCCGGCUUCUGCGACACCUUCCGGCCCGUGGACAGCAAGGUGCCGAGGAAGGACAGCACCUCGGCCCUGUUCUCCCUCAGGAAGGCCAAGCAGCUCGAGAGCGAGAUCUACGACCCCUUUGACCCCACGGGCUCCGACUCCAGUUCCGCCAGCAGCCCCGAGCGCAUGGGCUCUGGCCUCCUGCCAUCAGAGAUCACGCGCACCAUCUCCGUGGACAGCCCCAGGGCCGCGCCUCUGCAGGCUGUGCGCCGUGUCACCUCCUACACUGUGGAGGCGGGCUCUUCGGAGGAGCCUGGGUCCCCUCACGGGCCUUCCUUAGAUGUGCUCAACCUCCCGGGCGAAGAGGGGCCCCCCGAGGGCCAGGGCCCAGCAGCCCGGGCACAAAGGCUGUCCCCACCGGGGCCCUGGGAGGACGAGGACCCACCACUCCACAGCUCCUUCUUUGGUGCUGAGGAACGGACAGUGACCUGCGUGACGGGGACGGAACCAGAUGUCCCGCCGCCUGCGCCACCCACCCACAGGGUGGUGGAGUUGCGGGCCCAGCCCCGCUCCCGCUCCCGCUCCCGCUCCCGCUCCACAUCCAGCUCCCGCGGCAGGAAGGAGGCCAGGAGGAAGCAGGCCCCUGCCAGGGAGCCCAGGAGGACACGCUCAGGCACCCGCUCCGGCUCCCGCUCCGGGGAUGGGAGCUCGGGGUCAGUGUCGCCACAGGUGGGUGAGGAUCACACCAGGAGGCAGCAGCCCAAGGCCAGGAGCCGGAGAUCUUCCAGUGAAGGCUCCAGCAGCCACGAGCGAGCCAGGCGGAAGAAGGCCAAGGACAAGGGCAGGGAGAGGAGCAGGGGUUUCCGGGGCCCCGGCCGGCGCAGGUCCCGCUCUCGGUCUGGCAGCCCAGGCAGUUCCUCCCAUGAGCACCGUGACAGCAGGCGGAGGAGGCGACGGCGGUCAGGGUCCAGGACUUGGGGGCGGGGGUGCUCUCCGCCCAGCAGCCUGGACAGGGCCUGGCGGCCCCACCACCCUAGGGAGAGGAGCCGAGAGCGGCCACGAGACAGACGGGGCUCCCGUGAGAGGAGGAAGCACAGGUCCCGGUCACCCAGGUCUCCGAGCGCGGAGCACAGGUCCCGCGAGCACCGGCGGCCUCGUUCCCGUGAGAAACGGCCCCGGCCCCGCUCCCCGGAGAGGAAGCCUCCAGUGAAGGGGGCUUCCCCAGCACCCCCUCCCCAGGAAGAGCCGCAGCCGUACAGCGAGCCCCCCGCCCAGCCGCCGGCCUUGGCAGGAGCCAGUGCCUCAGCAGCAGGGGCCGAGGCCGAGGCCCUCCCAAGGGCCACUGCUGUCCCAGAGGUGCCAGCUGGGUGUCUGCCCGAGGACCUGGACUACGGGGAUUCCGUCGAGGCGGGACAUGUCUUUGAAGACUUUUCGGGGGAAGGCAUUUUCAUGCAGCUGGAUGACAUGAGCUCCCCACCCUCCCCGGAGAGCACGGACUCCUCCCCAGAGCGAGCCUUCCCCCUCAACCCUGCCGUCCCUGCCACCAGCCAGCACCAGGACACCAGCCUGGCCAUGGCUGUCAUCAGAAGGGAGGUGUCGCUGAUGCACGGUGAAGAUGCCAUGCAGCCCUUGCCCUGGGCCGAGGGUCCCCAAGAGCUGCUCUUGUUGCAGCGGGAUUCGGCCAGGGCCGCUGCGGUGCCUGGCACGCUGGGAGGCCUGGCCGUGGGGCAGGAAGAGGCCCCCCCUCAGACCCCUGUGCUGCGGGCCAAGGCCCCGGUGAAGAGAGUGACCUGGAACCUGGAGGAGGCGGUGGGCAGCGCCCUGGCCGAGGACAGAGGCCAGCGGAUGCCACUUCACAGGCCACAGCAGCCCCAGGAAGAGGCCUGGGAAACUGAAGACAAGGGCCUUGUGGCGGCCCCCCAGCAGGCGCCCCUCCCGGAGCCUCCUCCCCAUGGUCACCUGCUUCCAGAGCCUGGCUUCCUAGACGCUGAUGCCACUCAGGUGUAUAGCCCCAACCUGCUUCCUGCUCCGGCCCUGCCCUUGAGCAUCCCGCCCUACGCACCGGUCAGCCAGCCCACGGUCCAGUUCAUCCUGCAGGGGAGUCUGCCCCUGGCGGGCUGCGGGGUGGCACAGAGCCCGGCCCCAGUGCCCAGCAUCCUGACCACAGCCUCAGAGCCUGCUGGCCAUGCCGCUGCCACCAACAACUCAGAGGAGAGGAUGGCCACUCCCCGGCCAGCCGCGGAGAAGGCCAAGAAUGAGGAGUACAUGAAGAAGCUGCACGUGCAGGAGCGGGCGGUGGAGGAGGUGAAGCUGGCCAUUAAGCCCUUCUACCAGAGGAGAGAAGUGACUAAGGACGAGUACAAAGACAUCCUCCGCAAGGCCGUGCAGAAGAUCUGCCACAGCAAGAGCGGAGAGAUCAACCCUGUGAAGGUGGGCAACCUGGUGAAGGCGUACGUGGACAAGUACAGGCACAUGCGCCGGCACCGGAGGCCGGAGGCCAGCGAGGAGCCCGCCGCCCAGGGCGCGGAGGGCUGAGGCUGUGGCUGCACGACGCCUCAGGGGCUGGUGCCCCGGCGGAGCCGUUCUGUUGGGAGUGGCAGAAGCAGCAGACUCUGGGGACAGCCAGCCCUCCUGUUUUCAGGGUUCCUGUGAUCACACGUGGGUCUGUGCACCUGUUCUGUUCACAGUUUAAACUGGACUCUUUUAUAUUAUAGAUACACUGUUUCAUUGUGUUCUAAUUUAUCAAAAAUGGACUAUCUUUAGAAAUA
Messenger RNA from Pteropus alecto (black flying fox), 5894 nucleotides. RefSeq names its product PHD and ring finger domains 1 (gene PHRF1). NCBI's taxonomy places the organism in Eukaryota, Metazoa, Chordata, Mammalia, Chiroptera, Pteropodidae. The transcript has 17 exons. Bases 793 to 5661 code for a protein of 1622 amino acids. The record is from RefSeq and is a predicted model, not a curated record.